Molecule: messenger RNA, 1110 nt
Organism: Alternaria rosae
Lineage: Eukaryota; Fungi; Ascomycota; Dothideomycetes; Pleosporales; Pleosporaceae
Product: phosphatidylinositol N-acetylglucosaminyltransferase-like protein subunit C
Exons: 3
Coding region: 1-1110 (369 amino acids)
Biological process (GO): GPI anchor biosynthetic process
Cellular component (GO): glycosylphosphatidylinositol-N-acetylglucosaminyltransferase (GPI-GnT) complex; membrane
Source: RefSeq, a predicted model, not a curated record
AUGAACUAUCUCCUCACCAUCAACCAUAUCUGCGAAAAACCAAACAAGUGUGACAUGUACCAAAACCGGCUACUAGAUCCAGCGGGCGCAUCUCUCGCCGCUACUAGCAGGAAGAGGAAGGGUGGGCCGCGAAUCAUAAACCGGCCUGCAAAGGGCAAUUACAAGAAACUCCUAUGGUUCAAACAGCCCUUUCCCGAUAACUACACAGAUGAAACGACAUUUCUUGAUCAUCUCCAGCGCAAUCCAAGAUUACAGCCCUACGAGUUCUGGUCGCUGAUGGGUGAUGCCACGGUUAUUGUGCAGCAUCUUGCGACAGUGGUCAUCUUUUGUUGCUGUUUUGUGGCCAUCAUUCACGACAGAGUAUCGCCUGUCGCAGUAGUGGGGUGGGCUACUUUGUGCACAGUUCUAGCCUGGUUCUUAUGGGAUCAUUGGAUGGGACAGGAGUUUGAGAUCGUCUCCAAUGUGGCAUCGACACCUGCUUCAGACUCAGACUCAGCUGCAAUCAAACCAUCAUCGGCACUUUCAGGACGUACUCAACAGCGCCUGGCGACUGCCAAAUCAGCGUUGCUGAUUUAUGCGGCUUUACUUGGACUCAGUCCGAUUCUCAAGUCACUUACGCGCUCUACGACAAGUGAUUCGAUAUGGGCACUGAGCACAUGGCUCCUCAUGAUGAACGUUGCCUUUUUCGACUACAGUGCAGGCACAGGCGCACAAUUACCAGCUUCGAUAUCCACGAAUUCGGCCAUGAUGGCGUCGGCUGUUCUUGCAUCACGCCUGCCAUCUACCACACACGUCUUCUCGCUGACCCUCUUCUCCAUCGAAAUAUACGGUCUAUUCCCAAUCUUCCGUCGCCAGCUCCGCGCUAGAUCUCCGUGGGGUCAUCUCGCCCUCACCAUCACUCUAGUAACCGGCGCGUGGGGUGGUCUUUUUGUCACCUUGACAGGUGGGGGUCGCAGUGCAUUCUUGGCAGGUGCGAUCGUAGGGGUCAUCCUCACCGUGUUGAGCAUGGGGGUCUGCAGUUGGUGGCUCAUCAGUCUCCAGAAGUACAAGAAUGAGAUUUAUGGUCCUUGGGAUCCAGCGAGGCCAAUCAUUCGGCGGCACUGGGAUUGA